GCACGCGUCCUGACGCUCAGUCUGCGCUGUAGCGGCGGUUUGGAGUCAUAUAUUACAGAAAUGGGCAGAGGUUGCGGUCAGAAAAGGGGUGGUAAGGCUAAGAGAGGCGAGCUGGUACCAAUGCCAGUUUGGGACGAACACAUGGCGUAUGAGGAGCUCCUUUACUGGGACAGUCUGAUUCAUCUUGGCAGGCGCCUUCACCCACAAGACUACGAUAGAUACGAAGAACUGCGCUACUGGUACGACUGUCUGUGUUACAAGGAGGACCUAAGAAUAUAUUACCAGUACCAAGCAGCUGAAGACGCUGCCAGACCGGACCCCCAGGACGAAACUUCAGAAUUUGUCAUGCGCCCAAUCAGAAUCUUUGUGAAUGAUGAUCGCCAUGUUAUGGCAAAACACUCUGCAGUAUAUCCAACACAGGAAGAACUUGAAUGUGUCCAGAACAUGGUGUCUCAUACUGAGAGAGCUCUCAAAGCUGUGUCCGACUGGCUAGAUGAGCAAGAGAAAACCAAUAACAAACCGCCGUCAACUGUGAGUGAGGAAUCUGCCCCGGAGGAAAAGGAAAGCGAGCAGAAACCUGACCAGGCAACAAGGACAUUGCGAGGGGUUAUGAGGGUAGGCCUUGUGGCCAAGGGCCUGCUCUUGAAAGGGGAUCUUGAUCUGGAAUUAGUUCUCCUCUGUAAAGAGAAGCCUACCAUCUCACUCCUUAAGAAAGUAGCAGAUAAUCUGACUGUUCAAUUGAAGACUGUGACAGAAGAAAGUUAUGAGGUAAUCCAGAGCAUACGAGAAGCGGCUAUAGUCAUCAAAAGUACGAAAGAGCCUGUGCUGUCUCUCACAAUACAUUUGACUUCUCCAGUAGUUCGAGAAGAAGCAGAGAAGCAGGCUGCUGGAGAAACGCUAUCAGUCAACGAUCCUCCGGAUGUUCUGGACAGGCAGAAAUGCCUUACUGCCUUGGCGUCCCUCCGCCACGCCAAGUGGUUCCAGGCAAGGGCAAAUGGUUUGAAGUCCUGUGUCAUUGUUAUCCGUAUCCUUAGAGACUUGUGUUCAAGAGUUCCUACCUGGUCUCCAUUAAGAGGAUGGCCACUUGAGUUACUCUGUGAAAAGGCCAUUGGAACAGGUAACAGGCCAAUGGGUGCUGGAGAGGCCCUGCGUAGAGUCCUUGAGUGCAUUGCCUCAGGAAUACUUAUGCCAGGUAAAGAUGGCCCUGGCAUUUCUGACCCAUGUGAAAAGGAAAUCACUGAUGCCAUUAACCACUUAGACAGACAGCAGCGAGAGGAUAUUACACAGAGUGCUCAGCAUGCAUUGCGGUUGGCUGCAUUUGGACAACUUCACAAAGUGUUGGGAAUGGAUCCUCUGCCUUCAAAAAUGCCAAGAAAGCCAAAAAGUGACACCCCAAUUGACUAUACAGUUCAAAUCCCUCCUAGUACAACUUACGCUCCCCCUGUGAAAAGACCUAUAGAAGAAGAAGAAGGUGGUGAUGACAAGAGCCCUAAUAAAAAGAAAAAGAAAUUGCAAAAAAAAGCUCCUGAAGAGAAAGCUGAACCCCCACAAGCAAUGAAUGCACUAAUGAGGUUAAAUCAACUGAAGCCCGGUCUCCAGUACAAACUUAUUUCUCAGACGGGUCCAGUUCACGUUCCUGUUUUUACUAUGGCUGUUGAGGUUGAUGACAAAACAUUCGAAGCUUCAGGGCCCUCCAAGAAAACUGCAAAACUUCAUGUGGCUGUUAAGGUUCUGCAGGACAUGGGACUGCCGACGGGAGUAGAAGUAAAAACUGCUGAACCUGUAAAAACUGAGGAAGUUGUAAAUGAAGUGGAGAUUAAACCAUCUGUAGUAGCACCCCCUGUUUCAGAGACCAGUAGUAACUCGAAUGUUCAGAAUUCAGACUCUGGCAAUAAUUCUGAGAAUGCUCGGCAACAGGGUCCAAUUUUGACCAAGCAUGGUAAGAAUCCAGUAAUGGAGCUAAAUGAGAAAAGGAGAGGUCUAAAAUACGAGUUAAUAUCGGAGACUGGAGGCAGUCACGACAAGCGCUUUGUCAUGGAGGUUGAAGUGGAUGGAAUGAAAUUCCAGGGUGCUGGCUCUAAUAAAAAGGUGGCCAAAGCCUAUGCUGCUCUAGCUGCUCUUGAAAAACUCUUUCCUGAUGCACCUGCUGUAGACCCAGUUAAAAAGAAGAAACCACCACCGAUGCAUAAUCCUGGUUUUGGGCUGAUGGCUGCCGGUGCAGCAGGAGAUGCUCCCGUUAACCCCAGAGGGCGAGGAAGAGGUGGACGUGGAAGAGGCAGAGGCAGGGGAUUCAAUAAUGCAGGAGGCUACAACCAAGGAGGAUAUGGAAGCUACGGUUAUGGAUCAAAUGCUAAUUCUGGUUUUAAUAACUAUAACAAUGGUGGUGGAUCUGGAGCAGCCUCGACAGGCAGUGGUGGUGGUGGAGGAGGAGGAUACUCCUACUAUCAGAAUGAUGGUGGCUACGGCCCUCCUCCACCAAAUCCUAAGCCUGUUGCCAAAAAGCCUUUACACCAUCAGGGGGUUAGUGGUGGUGCUGGUCUUGGAAAGCAGCCCUUCAGUGGAGGAGGGUCAGCAGGCUACCAUUCACAGGGCAAUCCAGGCCCCUACAGCCAGGGCCAGUAUUCAGGAUAUAGUCAAGGUGGCCAAGCAAAGAAGAGCUUCAACUCCAGCCAAGGAGGUGGAGGCGGAGGCAGCUAUUCAAACUACAGCACAGCCUACCCUAGUCAGGUGACUGGGGGGAGUGGAGCAGGAUAUGGCAGUAACAGUUACGGAUCUGGAGGAGGAUCCUAUUCAAACCCGCAAGGAGGCUAUGGUGGAGGAUCUUCUGGUUCUGGCAGCAGCUAUCAAGGCUUUGGCUCUCAGAGUUACAGCUCACAAGGUGGAAGCAGCCAAAGCUACGGUGGCAGUCAGUCUUCAUAUUCUAGCCAUCGGGGGUAUGGAGGAGGAGAACAAGGCUAUCAAUACAGAUGAAUGAGUUGAAGAAAACUUCACCCCAGAGGAUGAACGAUUCAGACAUUUACGUUUUCAUAUUUUUUCUUUUUUUCUUUUUUUAUUUUAAUUGCUUGGCAGAUUGCGUGGACUUCUCCAUAUAAUCCCUCUGAGACUGAAGUUGUUUAUUUUAGCUUUGGAGGCAACGAGUUUGUAUAGCAUUGUUUUUGUAGUGUUGAAUCUUGUGCUUUGUAAAUUUAUUUUUUUUUACUGACCAAAAUUAAAUAUAUACACACACACACACUGCUUUAAAGAGGGAUUUUAAGAUUUGCAAUCUGUAGGUUUAAUCACAGAAACAUUAAAGUGCUCAGCCAUAGUAAAUGGACUUGUUAAUGGUUGCAAUACAAAGGUGACUAUCAGCUGUGGUGGUUGACAGUUACUUGUUUGCUGUAUAGUGUGGGCAUUUCAGUGCAGUUUAGGUAGAAAAUGAAGGCUUCAGGGCAUCAAAAUAGUUGAAGUAGAAAGAAGGUAAAACCACUACACUUUAUAUUUUUCUAUUCACCUUUUUGCUAAGCUGUGCUAACAUGUUAACUUUAAUAAAUGUGACGGCUCUUGGUGUGUGAGCUUGUGUUGAAGUCCAUUUCAGUUAGCAAGUGUAAAUGUACAAGGUUUUUAACUCUGCUGUUUACCCUGAACAUGUGCUUUUUAUAAAUUAAACUUUUCUGCCCUAUUCUUUUUUUCCUUCCCCUCAUUAGGAUGGAGAAGGAAUCAGAUGCUUUACCAAAUGUAACUUUAAUAAUAUUUUUUAAAAUUAGUAUUUACAAAUAACUGGACAAUAAAUCUAGACUGAACUGAAUGGUGUUAAAUGGAUGAGUGUGAGGAGAGGAUUUGGCUGUUUUUUUGACUCACCUUUCUUUCUCGGUCAAUGGCACAAGAUACCUUUUUUAAAGUUAUGAUGCAGAAUUAUUUAGAAGCAAGUGUUUCCUAAAGCCUGACAUUGUGUUUUGUUUUGACAUUGCAAUUCCAGCUUCUUGGUGUGCCUUGCAAAUAAGGUAGAAGUGGCUGGUGGUGGCCAUUCACAGUGGAGGCUGCUUAAUUAUAGAAACCGUUAGUUUGGGAUUUUCGCUUGUCAAACGCUACAUACUGGUAGUCACCUUUUAGGGUACAAGGUGGUGGGUUUUUUUUUGUUUUUUUUUCCCCUGAUCCUUUUGUUAUAGCAAAGCAAACACAUUUUGUGGUUUUAUUCAAAAGGAAAAUCCCAUAGGAGGCUUUUUUUUUUUUUUUUCACUCAUUACUUGCAAAGGAGUAAAUGUUUUGAGAGUUGUCAGUGGAUUUAAUUCUAAGUGUGUUUAGUUAAUUUAAACAGUACUGCCAAUAACCGAAUACUGGUAAAGUGAGGAGGUGAGUGUUUGUUUGAGUCAGCAUAUUUAAAGAAAGUGAAAUUUUUCCAGUGAAUGCAAUGCAGAGUGAUAGUUGCCUUUGGGUAGCUUGAUUUAAACAGUAAUUUGAAAAUCUGUAUAGCUGUACAGAAAAAAAAAUGUUUUUUAAGCACUUUAGUGAGUGUUUAGUUUUUAUUUUUAUUUUAUUUUUUUAAACUGUGAAUUAUUUCUCCAGUCACUCAUCCAGUCCUUCACAAUAGUGAAGGCAGGGACUGAAAAAUAAAGCCUCUCACCCACCCCCUCCACCCUUCAUGUUACUUUACUUUUUCUGCAUUUGUGGCGUUUUAGUGCCAGUCAGACGUUCUGUUCUAAUGAUUUAAAUAUUGAUUGAUUCACCAAAAUGAAAUUUUAUUGGUCUUGGCUAAUUUUUUUCCCCCCAGUAAUUGUUUGCACAUUCAUUUUAUUGCCAUUUCAUAAGGCCUAAAUAAAUUAAGUCAUAAUUUUUCAUAGGCUUGCAGAAUUCAUAAUUCAGUUUCACUGAAACCAUAAAUCAGUUGAAUUUUCUCAAAGUGAAUUGAGCAAUAGAUAAAUAUAAAAAUAUAACAUUUUCCAAAAUGUGAAUAGUUAGCUCAUUUACAUACUUGGGCCACUCAUUCCUUAGUUAGGAAGUUGUAUGGAUGCACAUUAUUUGUUAAAUUGUUUUGUGUCCUGAUUGAUUGUCCCAGUAUGAUCACAUUGUUCACCUUUUCUUCAUUUUGUUUGCUUUUACUUUUUAUUAGUUUCUCACAGUAUGUCAACUUCUAUUUCUUCCACAGUGUAACCUCUAACGAUGGAAUCUUUGCCCCAAAUGCAAUGUGGCGUUUUAUAUCUCUCAUUUCCUAUAGCAUGUGAAGCAUUGUCCGUUAGCGUCAUGGCUGAUCAGUACAGGAGAGAAACAACAUUGCACAAGGAACUAAAAAAAUAAAUCAGUAUUUUUACUGAUUGAAUUCCAAAUGUACCAAUUAUUUUGCUACUUUCAGACAAAUAGUUUAGGUGGCUGAGAAUUCAGUGCAUCCCCUAGGUGUUGUGCUGGUUGUUAAGGUGGAUGUUACUGCAGAGCACUUCAUCCGCUGCUACUGGGAGCGUUGACGUGACUUGACUGUGCGAUUUAAUGGUAAACGUGAUGACUGUACCCUGGGAGAAGAAUGCGAGUUGGAAAACAAUGAGUAACAACUUUUUUUUUUUUUUUUAAAUUCAGGUUGAGGUGCCACAUGGGACCAACUAUCGUGUACGUUAGGCACUUUAUUUUAAGAUAGAAUCUGGAUGAGUGAGGCUUGGGUUGAAUGGGAGGGAAUGGAAACCAAUUCAGUCAUUGGGUCUCGGGUAAAUCACUUGAUCCACCAGUGUUCAUUUAUAGGCAAAAUCAAACAGUUGUGCUGUGAUUUGUAAGUUACUUUGGAUAAACUGUUGGCUGAAUAAAUACAAACUUUAUUGGUACCA
Molecule: messenger RNA, 5786 nt
Organism: Polypterus senegalus (gray bichir)
Lineage: Eukaryota; Metazoa; Chordata; Cladistia; Polypteriformes; Polypteridae
Product: interleukin enhancer-binding factor 3-like
Exons: 21
Coding region: 61-2970 (969 amino acids)
Cellular component (GO): precatalytic spliceosome
Molecular function (GO): single-stranded RNA binding; double-stranded RNA binding
Source: RefSeq, a predicted model, not a curated record